Papilio machaon (common yellow swallowtail) is the source of this 2647-nucleotide messenger RNA. RefSeq lists its product as uncharacterized. The record is from RefSeq and is a predicted model, not a curated record. Gene Ontology annotation, molecular function: hyalurononglucosaminidase activity. The transcript has 8 exons. Bases 272 to 2647 code for a protein of 791 amino acids. Gene Ontology annotation, biological process: hyaluronan catabolic process; carbohydrate metabolic process; defense response. Lineage: Eukaryota; Metazoa; Arthropoda; Insecta; Lepidoptera; Papilionidae.
AAACAAUUAUUCCGUGCGCGUAAGGUUCCUAUGAACUUGUAUAUGUGCCUUUGUCAAGCUCUUAGACUAUACGCUGCAGAAUAUAUCCCAACUAUUUAACGUCUGUUAUAGACCAUUUCACGUGUAGUCGCGUUUGCGCGCGCCCUGACAACGCAUGUGUAUAUUGUUACGAACAUGUGAACGGAUUACGAGUCGGCAUAAAAGCUUUUUGGUGUUUUAAAAUUUAAAAAAAAAUAACAGGUUUUUUUUUAAUCUGUGACUGGUGUGAGCAAUGUUGUUUUUUGUGUUCAUCAUUUUGCCGGGAUAUUUAUCUGUCAAAUGUGACGAUGCGAGUAACUACUACGUGAUAGAAAUGCCAACAGAUGUGACCACAGUGAGGUCACAGAAACCAUUCAACGUAUACUGGAAUGUACCAACCAUGCAAUGCAAGUCUAAGAAAAUACCAUUUAAUAAUCUUUAUGAGAAAUAUGGAAUCAUACAAAAUGCAAACGAUAGCUUCCUUGGGGAAAAGGUAGCGAUUCUCUAUGACCCUGGUCUUUUUCCUGCACUCCUGAAGAAUGAGACCAGCGGGAAGUUCAAGUUCAGGAAUGGAGGUGUACCCCAAGAAGGGAAUAUUACAAGCCAUCUUGAUGCGUUCAGAUCUACUGUCGAGAAGAGUAUACCGGAUGAAAAAUUUGAUGGUAUAGGCAUAAUAGACUUCGAGUCAUGGCGGCCGGUCUUCCGACAAAACUUUGGCGUGCUGGUGCCGUACAAGGACGUGUCUGUGCAAAUAGAGAAGAAGUUGCACUGGUGGUGGCCUAACACAUGGCUGCAGGAAGAGGCGAAAGAUCGUUUCGAGGAGGCAGCGCGUCAGUUCAUGCAGAGCACAGUGUCGGUAGCCAAGCAGUUGCGGCCGCGAGCUCGUUGGGGCUACUACGGCUUCCCUUAUUGCUUCAAUGUCGCCACCAACAACCCCGGCGAGGCCUGUCCCGCUAACGUCGUACGGGAGAAUAACCAGAUAAAAUGGCUAUGGUCAGAGAGCACGGCAUUAUACCCUUCAAUAUAUAGUUCUGUGAACUUAACAAGCAAACAGCUGACGUGGCUGGUGCGGGGGAGGGUGAGUGAGGCUGCGCGUGUGAAGGGUGGGGGAGGGGGUGGGGGAGGGGGCGCCCCUAUAUUGCCAUACUUCUGGUUCAGGUACAGGGACGCCGGAUUUAUGACUGAGCAGGACUUAGACACUGUUCUUAAAACGUUAUACAAAUCAGAAGCAUCAGGCUUCAUCAUCUGGGGAAGUUCAAAUGAUGUUAACACCGUAAACAAAUGUAAUAAACUGCAAGAAUACGUAAAUAAAACACUUGGACCUGCCAUCGCGAAAUAUGUUAAAUAUGGUAUAAGAUUAGAGGACGAAACUACUACUAUCACUUCUGAAACUAUAACAGAAAAUGAAAUUAUUGGAACUACGAUUAAUUAUCUAAGUAAUGGAUCUAUAGAUGUAUUUCCAAGUAAUGUGACUAGUCAAGAUUCGGUGACAAAUUCAAAUAAAACAAUAAAUAUCAAACUUGAUAAUGUCGAAAUUCAAAUAGAUCCAUUCAAAUUUGUACCACAAGGUACAUAUGAAGGAAAUAUAGUCCAAGAAGUUGAAGAUGAAUUAAAUAAAAAAUCUGAAUACAAUAUAUCUGAUAACACUGUUGAUGACAUCAAAGAAAUAGACAACAAAGAUCACAAAUACGACCUUAUAGAAAUAUUUAUGAAUUUAAUGAAUCCAAAAAGCAAUACUGAUAUUAAAAAAGAUAAUUUGACAAGUUAUACAUCAAUACCAUUUUUAGCUUAUUUUACGAUGCCAAAUAAUACUGAAGUUAAUGUUAAUAAAAACAAUUUAAAUGAUGAAAAUCUAGUAACAAUUUUAGAUGACGUCACAACAGAAUAUACUCCAUCAGUAACAUAUAAAGAUAACGAUUACAAUGAAGUAAAUACAAUAUUAUAUGAAUUAAAUAAUUUAGUUGCCAAAAAAGAAACAUUUAAUAAUGAAAAUUAUAUAAAAACAGAACAAACGACACAAGAAAUUCUAACUGAAUUAGAAACUACACAAGAAAGUAUAAAAAAUUAUGAAACAAGUGUACUUUUUAGUACAACUGAAUCCCAAACAUAUUCAACAACAGAACUAAAUACAGAAGAAAAUAUAUUUGAUACAACAACAUAUAUAGAAACUACAAAAGAUAAUGAAAAUAUAGAAAUAUACACUGAAAGUGAAAUAUCUGAUAAAACUGAAAUCACUGAAAAACUAGAUGAAUAUACAGAAACAAGUACAGACUUUACAACUGAACUACCAACUUCAGGUCUUAACUUAGAAGUAACAGAUGGAUAUAUCAAAUAUUCAACAAAUACAGUAUACGAAAAUUUAUUAGAAAAAUCAACAAAGGAACCUUUAGAUACAUACGAUGAAAUAACUGAAAUAUUAGAAGAUUCAGAAAAUAAAAUAUCAAAAAAUACAAAUAAUGAACUAGAAUACAAUUAUACAGAUUACAGUCUACCUUCAACUAUACCUGAUAAGGUAUCUCCAAGCAACGAAGCUUGCCGCCAAAAGGAUAAGUAUGUGGUAGACCACGUAAGUCUGGACGUAACCCAAGCACACACAACUCUGCAGUCCACAAAAACUUUACAGGUCUGA